GAUGAACCUAUCCUAGAGCUGACCUACCUGCGAACCUCCAAAUUGUACAUCAUGUACUACCACAAUUGGGCGCGACUAAUUGUACUGGGAAUACUACCUAUAUCAGUAAUCGGGUAUCUCAACGCAAAAAUCUACCAAGCAGUCAGGAGAAGGAAGGGUGGCAGGAAGCGCCAUGACGAACAUCUUAGCAUCAUCCUUAUGAUGAUCGUUCUCACAUUCGUCCUCUGCAACCUCCCUCGUCUUCUGCUGAACAUGCACGAACUAGUCGUUCUUGAGCUCAUUGAUGAAUGCCGAGAUACCCAGUUGAUGGGGUUCCCAGUGUGGAGUGUAAUUAUAGGCUUCAUUAGCCAGGUUCUACUGUGCAUAAACUCAUCUGCAAACCUGAUUAUCUACUGCUGUCUAGGCGCUAAGUUCAGGGAAGUGACACUUCGUUACUUUUGCCGAUCAUCUCGGGAUUGUCGCUGUCUACAUUCUACAGAGGAGGGAGGAAGAUGUAAGAACUGUGGAAUACAACGUGGCGCUCUAGAUACGGCCAGAGUUUCUAGCACACACCGUCCUGAUAAACAGCUUUGUGUCAUCGGAAACCUUCAAGAAGUACGUGAGAUCGGUGAGGAAGAAAUCCCUCUGCACACUUUCCAGAACAAAGUCAGCAUGAACAAUACGAAGACUACAGUAGGAGGGUCAAAGGGAAAACGUUCGCUUAAGUACGAGUCUGGGUGUUCUACAACUACAAGUCAGAUCACCAACAUCUAAUGGAAUUUAGAUCAACGACACAAAACAACUCAACUUUUUGAUCAACGACACAAAACAACUCAACUUUUAGAUCAACGACACAAAACAACUAAACUUUUAGAUCAACGAAACAAACAACUCAAGUUUGGUUAGGUCAAAAAAAAAAAAAAAAAAUUCUGGAAAUUAACAAAAAGAUCUUUGCUUCCUUAAUUAAAAUCAAAUCACAGCUCAGACUACAUUCAAAACAUAAAUUGAUCACCGACAUUUACAUCAUAGAUCAAGGACAUUGAAAUCUGCAGAUCAUCGAUAUCAAAGAGAAUCUUGUCAACCCUCUUCUCAAAAUGAAUGAAGCGUGGAUGGAUGAAUGUGCUGCCAGAUUACAACCCCUGGUAGA
Messenger RNA from Eurytemora carolleeae, 1126 nucleotides. RefSeq lists its product as uncharacterized. The annotation marks the transcript as partial. Lineage: Eukaryota; Metazoa; Arthropoda; Copepoda; Calanoida; Temoridae. Gene Ontology annotation, cellular component: membrane. The transcript has 11 exons. The record is from RefSeq and is a predicted model, not a curated record.